This is a messenger RNA of Impatiens glandulifera, 2054 nucleotides long. Its product is annotated as CASP-like protein 5C1. Gene Ontology annotation, cellular component: membrane. The transcript has 3 exons. The record is from RefSeq and is a predicted model, not a curated record. The coding region runs from base 1 to 483 and encodes 160 amino acids. Lineage: Eukaryota; Viridiplantae; Streptophyta; Magnoliopsida; Ericales; Balsaminaceae.
AUGACAGAAGAAGUUAUAGUUGCAGGUUCUCUAGGAACCAGCACCAGCUUCGGUCUGAGAUUCGGGCAAGCCAUCUUCUCUUCUUCUUCCCUCCUAUUCAUGUCUUUCGGUGUUCAGUUCUACAGCUACACCGCCUUCUGUUUCUUGGUAACUGUCAUGGGUUUGGUCAUUCCUUGGAGUUUUACUUUGGCCUUGCUUGAUGGAUAUGCUAUUCUUCACAACUACCCUGUUCGUCAUCCAACCGUAAUCUUCAUCAUUCUUCUUGGGGAUGGGGUUUUGUCCAUUUUUACACUGGCAGCAGCAAGCUCCACGGUUAGUGUUGUUGAUGUUCUUCUCAAAGCAGAUGAACAUGAAGAAGAUGGAUAUUACUGUCCUCAAAGAUGUUGUAGCCGAUAUCAGAUAUCAGCUGCAAUGGCCUUUCUAUCAUGGAUUCUUUCAACGGCUUCAUCUCUUUUCAAUCUUUGGCUACUUCCAUCACUGUAACCAUUUCCAUCCUUAGUGAUCUUACAACUUCAUCAUAUUCAUUCCCCUGUUUACUGUAACCAGAUAUGAAAGCAUUGUAAAUUUCUGAAUUAGGCAAAAAUCCUUUUCCCACCAUCCUUGCCUGAACAUUUUGCGCUUCCUUCAUCAUUCCUUCUUCACAUAAACCCUUUAUUAGGAUCUCAUAGGUAUUCCUCUUUCGUAUAAGCUCAUCAUGAUCCGUUGCAAUCUUUAAAGCCUCGAGAACCCUCAAAUUCCUACAAAACCCUCUAACAACAGCAUCAAUUACAUAUUCCUCGGGUUUAAACCCUUUCCUACGCGUGUCCUUAUAAAGCAUCAUUACAGAAUCCAUAUCAUCAUUCUUACAAUACCCAUUCAUCAGAAGCUCGUAAGUGACACAAGUACUCUCUAUUCCAUUCAUCUCCAUUUCUCUAUAGAAUUCUUCAGCUCGCUCCAUAUUGCCCGUUCUGCAAAACCCACCGAUCAAUGUAUUGUAUGACAUGACAUCGCGCCUUAAACCCUUAACACUCAUCUCUUCCCACAUCUUUAAAGCCUCCAAUGUAUCACCAUCAUCGCAGUAAACCGACAUUAAAAUGCUGUAACUGUAUGCAUUCGGUUCACACCCUACUCUAUUCAUCUGAACCCAAAUCUCUUUUAAAUCAUCUACCGCUCCAUGUUGAUAGAAAGAUAGCAUAACUGCGUUAAAAGUAUGUACAUUUGCCACAUUACUGCCUUGGGAGCAGAAGAUUUCAUUGUACAUAUCGUAACAAGCUUGACAACCUCGAUAUUUCGAAAUCGAACUGAGUAAUGAAUUGCUAGUAGUGACAGUAGGGGAAACACCUCGAGAUCGUAGAAGUCGGACUAUGUCGAUGGCUUGAUCGAUUUUUUUAGAUAAAAGACAAGCCUCGAUAAGCAAAUCGAACACGAAGGGAGCUGAAUCGCACUUCCUAUAGGAUUUGACCAGAUAUUUAAGUAAUUCAGGAGGAUUUGAUGAAGAAGAGGUUGGAGUUUCGGCUGGGAAAUGACGAAGAGCGGAUCGGAUAGUGUCUAGGGCUUGAGAUUUGAGACGGGCGCGAGCUAGAGUGUGAAUAAUGGUUGAGUAAGAUGAUAAAUCAUGUGGGCAGAGGGAGCGGCGGAGAGUGAAAUCGAAGAAUCGGAGAACGAGACGGGGAUUGUUUCUAAUGCUGAGAGUGAUUUCGGAAAACUGGGUGGGAGUGAAACCUUGGGGGAAGAGAGUGAAGACUUCGUUCCAACGGGAUUUUGAUCGGCGGUGCUUGAGAAUGGAGACAACUGUGGAGACUGUGUUUUCAGAUGGGUCAAGUUCCAGGUUCUGCGGCGGCGGCGACGGCGGCGGUGGGAGAGAGGAGAAUGAUUGGAGGCUGAUCUGGGAGGAGGGGAGUGAGAAAAGAGAAAGCUUUAGGUUUGGACGGCACAGAGGACUGAACUUGGCGGCAGCCAUAUUACUUCCGGCGACGAUGAACAAAGAGCCUAUCGACUCUUUUCUUCCGGCGAGUUAUAAGUAUUUAUUAUUUUGCCCGAGAAAUAAAAUAAAUUAAAAAUAAUUUUAAUUUUUU